CCAGCCCCCACCCCAAUAAAUCCCUAACCUCUCCCAAUCCCUAACCCCUCUCUCCCCCUCCCCAGCAAAGCAUCCCAGCGAGCAAUGCUCGGCAAUGGCGGCCACUGAGGCAACGCUGGCGCCCGAGAAGCACGUCCCAAGUCCGAAUCCCUUCUCCAAUUCCUCAACCGCACCGAGCUCCCCCUCCUCCUACGCCGCCAGGAACCCCACCCCUUCUUCUCCGAGUCAGAGCUGACAGUAUUGAAAGGGGUGCGCUCGAAGACGGCUCCAGCGUUCUGGCCGCUUAUGCGCCGGAUCUCGCGCCAUUAAUGUCCGUUGAGGUAUGGUUUGGGGUUGGUUCUUUCUCUGUUUUGAAUGCUUAACCCUGCUUCCCAGAAUUACAACUGCCAGAUCUGCCUCUCUCCUUCCUUUUCUUCUUCGAUCGCUCUCCCUGCUUUCCAGGUUCACGCCGUCUUCGGCUUUUCUUGACUUGGAUCUUGAGCUUGAUGAGCUCUCCAACCCCUCCAUCGGCUCUGUCUUCCUCCUCCUCUAGCAUUGCAGCAACACGCGGCGAGGACCGGCGCUUGGUGGAUCCGACCGCCGCGAUAAGAAGACAGCGAAGAAGGAUGCCGUGCCCUCCCUGGUCUCAGAUAAGGGUUUGGAGAAAAUGGGAAUGAAUAGCCUCAUCAACCUCACCUCCAAAGCCGAGAUCCACUAUGAGGGCGUCCACGUCUCCAUCAACCUCCAGCAGUCCACCAUUGCCCUUCAGAAUGAAUUCUGUACCUCAUGGAGACAGAGGGGCAGCAACAGAAACAAAUAAUUUUUUGGGAAAACUAAUCACCGGUCCAGUGUUGGACCGGAGUAUAAGGAAUAGUCCCUGUUGACCGAAAAUGAAACUCCCGGUCCCGAGACUCACGAAACCAUAAUUUCCGGUCCCUGAGAGGAGAAAUGUCCAAGAAAAUUUGCCGAAUAUGCUCCGAUUCAGUAUUUUGAAGGCGGGAAAUGGAGACGUUUGGAGUUUCUAUAUUCCCUGGCCAACGGAAGAGGAGAUUCGGUUUGAAGGCGGGAGGAACAAUGUCGUUUGGAGUUCUUUCGAAUUUCCUGUUCGCGUGGCCAACGGAAGGCGGGAGAGGAAGACCGUUGGAAUUCCAGAGAAGACUUUGGAGCUCCACAAGCAUUCUGCUCUGUUCUUUGAGGUUCCAACGGACUGUAGGGCAGUCGAGGGCCAACGGAAGGCUUUUUGGUUUGAUGUCCUUUGUUCUUUGGAGCUCCACAAGCAUAGUUUUCUGUUCUGUCAGGUUCUAACGGACUGUAUGCUUAUCGGCCCAGCCAACGGAAGGAUUUUUAGAGCAAGACCUCUAUUCUUUGGAGCACAAGCAUAAUCCUCUGUUUUUUCAACGGACUGUAUGCUUAUCGGGAGGCCAACGGAAGGCUUUUUAGAGCAAGACCUCUGUUCUUUGGAGCGACACAAGCAUAGUCCUCUGUUCUUUCAACAGACUGUAUGCUUAUCGGGGGGCCAACGGAAGGCUUUUUGGUUUGAAGGCGGGAGAAGUGUGCCAUCUUCUUCCGUUUUGCCUUAGGGUGUGGGGAAUUAAGAUCAGAGUUGAGCUCCAAGAAUUGUCGCCAAAUCAUUUGUGCUGAUCCCUCCUAUUUUCAUUAUGAUGGCUUCAAAGAACAGUAGUAGCCCGGUUUUGAUGGCCAUUUGUUGUUACGGUAGCGAAGCUGUUAUUAUUUCCAUCUGUGAGGACACAACUCUUGAUCAAAUAUUCAAGGAAAUAGUGGAAAGGUGGAGACAUUUAUCUUCUACAAUGAUAGAAAUUAAGUUUUAUAUUCCAAACAAAUCUAGAAUGCUUGUUACGCUCAUGAGCGAUAAAGAUGUUCAUAACAUGCAUCAAAUACAUGUGAACUUAAAUGCGGCAGUGAUCGAGAUGGUUGUUACUCAUUCUCCAAGCUUGAUCGAAGCUGCUGAUGUGGUAAUCAAUACCAGGUAUUCCAUAUUUGAAAUUUUAUUUUGUUCAUUUGAAGCUAAAAGAACAUUAAUAAGUGUGCUGAAAUUAUGUUUAUCGUUUUGUAUGGACAGUGGCUCAUCCCAUGGUGCUGAAAUUAGUUGGAGAUCCAAAAAUAUUUCAAAGAGUAGCUCAAGUAAUUUUGUCCAAGUUGUUAAAGAGACGAAAGCUGCAAUUGAAGAGGAAGGAAGUCAAAGAAAUUCAUUGGAUGCUUGGAAAAGUUGUAUAGAGGGCGUUGGUCAGGAGUUCAGGAAUGUCGAAACUCUUCGUGACAGCAUUCGCAACUUUUGUAUCGCAAAUUGCAGAGAUUUUGUGUUCAUGAAGAACGAUCGUGAGCGAGUUACUGUGGAAUGUGCAUAUGAAGAAUGCGAAUGGCAUAUCCAUGCUUCUCGACUUGGUAAUGGUGAAAAGUUUGCAAUUAAAAAAAUGAACGGUAACCAUACAUGUGGAGGAGGGAUGCAAGUCCGGUCGCAUCCGAAGGCUUCAAAACGUUGGGUUUCGAACAUUGUUAAAGAUAAACUUCAAGAUAUGCCAUUAUAUAAGCCGACUGACAUUGUAAAAGAUAUUCGUCGGGAAUAUGGUGUUCAAUUGCCGUAUCAUCAAGCUUGGCAUGGUAAGGAGCUGGCUAUGAAGGAGAUUUAUGGUGAUAGAUCGCUAUCUUAUGACCGAAUUCGGUGGUAUUGCGACGCCAUUGUUCAAACCAACCCCGGCAGCAUUACAAAGUACGAAACAAUUGAAGGUCGAUUUAGACGUCUGUUUAUUUGUUUUCAUGCUUCACUAUUGGGUUUCAUAAAAGGAUGUCGACCUCUAAUUUUUAUGGAUGGGACAUUUAUAAAACAUAAGAAUGGGGGUGUAUUGCUUGGCGCCACUGCCAAAGAUGGCAAUGAUGAUAUGUUUCCUAUAGCUUAUGGUGUGGUAGAUACAGAAACUGAUGAGAACUGGGAAUGGUUUUGCCAGAUUUUCAAAGAAGCUAUUCAUAGUUGCAGUGCGUAUCAUGGUCAAAAGUUCACAUUUAUGACAGAUAGACAUCAGGGAAUUAUUAAAUCGGUGCCGAAGUACUUUCCUGGUUGCUACCACUCAUAUUGUAUUCGUCAUGUGAAAGAAAACUUCAAGAAUCAGGUGCUUGUCCAUUAUCGUGCAGCUGACAGAAAGAGGCUGCUUGAUUUAGUAAAUGCUGUUGCGUAUACUCCAAGGCUUAAUGUUUUUCAAAAGCUAAUUGGGAAGCUUACAUCAGAAGCCCCUGGUGCUUCCACCUUUCUCCUACAUGCCAACCCCGAGCAUUGGGCGAACGCAAUUUUUCCAGGUCCACGCUGGGGCACUAUGACAUCUAACGUGGCUGAGUGUUUUAAUAGUUGGAUCUUGGAGGCUCGUCAUCUGCCUAUCCCUCAUAUGGUUGACCAUAUCAGGCUUCAAAUUAUGUAGAUGAUGCAUGAACGGCGUAAUCAAGGAUAUAGCAUUCAAACCCACCUAUGUCCAGAUGCUGAGAAAGUGUUACAUAAAAAUGCAGAAGAUGGUCGGAGAUUAUCCGUGUUUACGUCCAACAUAAUGAUAUAUGACGUAAAGGAUACAAACUACUCAUGCAAAGUUGACCUCCAGAAUUGCAGCUGCUCUUGUGGCGAGUGGCGAAUCUUCGGCAUGCCAUGUAAGCAUGCUUGUGCUUGCAUCGAGAAGGCCGGCAGAUCCUUGUACCAAUUCACUGACAUUUGGUUCCAAGCUGAAUUGUAUAAAACAACAUAUGCCGAAGCAAUUAAUCCAAUUCCUGAUAUUAAGGAGCCGCACAGUGCAUCUGAAGAGAUUCACAUUCUACCCCCUAUGAAAAAGACACGUCCUGGCAGGCCUAAAAAGAAGAGAAGACUUUCUCAAGUUGAGUUAGUACGUGAUAUGAGAUGUGGACGAUGCGGGAAGCUUGGGCAUAACAGAAGGACAUGUAAUGAGGUCAUACUGUAAACAAUAUGGUGCUCUACUAUACAUUGAAGAUUCUAGAUGGUCUAAAAGUAGUGCAAUUGCAAUGGCCAAAUGCUUAUCGAUGGUGCAGUCGAGAAUAUGGGGAAGGAUGUGGUGACAUUGUAGUAAAGGAAGACCUUUUGAAGUAAAGGAAGUUGAUUGUUGAUGUUGUCAACUAAUACAAAUUUUGGAUUAUUUCAGAAUUUAUCAAUGUGGAAUACUAUUAAGUUCCUUUUUCAUAUUAAUUUGUUGAUGUUAGCUGAUGCUAUGCCUUUUUGGGUGGCUGAUUUAUGUGGAGAGACCUUCUGUUGACUGGAAUUGUUCAGAGGAAGCUUUUUUUUAGGGCUAA
Messenger RNA from Phoenix dactylifera (date palm), 4278 nucleotides. The record is from RefSeq and is a predicted model, not a curated record. NCBI's taxonomy places the organism in Eukaryota, Viridiplantae, Streptophyta, Magnoliopsida, Arecales, Arecaceae.